Lobosporangium transversale is the source of this 1821-nucleotide messenger RNA. RefSeq lists its product as hypothetical. Lineage: Eukaryota; Fungi; Mortierellomycota; Mortierellomycetes; Mortierellales; Mortierellaceae. The coding region runs from base 82 to 1590 and encodes 502 amino acids. The transcript has 3 exons. The record is from RefSeq and is a predicted model, not a curated record.
CAAACAUAAUUGACCACUCGUUCAUAGGUCAAAAGCUUUAUUUUAUAAACCCCCCCCCCCUGUGAUUAUAGGAGACACUCCAUGCCCGAAAGGCCAGAGCGACAAAGCAAAAACAAGGCGGUUCUUGCCAUUCAGGCUUCGCUUCCUGAAACACAAACUGGCGGCAGUGGUGCUGAUUCUGAGAGUGAUGCUGAUACAUUCAAGCCCACAAAAGAAAAAAAACAGUCUAAAGCUCCAAAUUCAAAGAGAAAACGGCGGCGCGAUCCAAUAUCGGAUAGCGACAGCGAUGGUCAUAAUGAGGAUAAUGAUGGGGAAACAGGAAAGAAAGCUCUUAAUCAGGAGCAAAAAAGGAAAAGGAAAAAGAAAUCAGUAGAAGGGAUAAAAAAAGGCAAGAGGUUGAGAAAGGACUAUUGGAGUAUAAAUGACAAAAGCCGAGCACCGCUAAUGAACCUGGUCCACUCGCUUAUGUCACAAGAGGAAAAGGCGUCGAGGACACUUGCCCUCAUGGUUCUGGAUGGCAAGCAGGAUGAUGAGACGUAUCGAUGGCCUGUCCGGGAGGAGCUACUACCACCUGUCCCGAAGGAUAUUUAUGAAGAUGAUACUGAUGCCAAUUUCUUUGAAGCACAAGGGAUGGAAUUUGUUGAAGAGCUAGCAGGUGUACCGAAAACCACGGAUGAUUUCCUUGAGGAAUUUGAAGGUGCUGAGAACGAAGAGGAGAGUGAUGACGAUUUGGAUACGGCAACAGAUAAUGACAUGCCGCAAACUCAGAGAAUGUCAUUGCAUAAGCAAAAACGGCUGGAGGAACUCAAGGAAAGAAUCGACAACGAGCGUAAUGCAAAUAAUCGACUGCAAGAAAUUUACCAUUUACUCAAAAAUGAGUUCUCAGCCUUUGCUCAACGUCAGUACCGUAAAGGCAUGCAACACCGUGUGAAGGAUUUCUAUAGUUUUCAAAAGGAUACUCUGCCACCAUUUCGUGCUCAAGCUGCUCAAUCAACCAUUGGGGAGUCCCUUGCAGGCGAUGAGCAAGAUGAUAUACUCACACCAAUACAAGAGAAUGCGGCCAAAUUUGCAGCAGAGGAUGCACUCAAGCGAAUCCUUGAUCGAUUGCCAUAUGUCUUACGACAGGGAGCUUUAGGAAAUGUUCCGGAUUACGUCAGACUGGGCUUGCCCAAACCAGUAUCAUCGGUGGCAGAUUAUGAACGAGGCUGGGAUACAGUUAUGGCAGCUGCCAGUAUCAGUGGAAUUGAGGAUCGAAUCCUCAAGAAAGUAGCGUAUAGAAUGAAAAGCUUGCUGAGCCAAUCUAGGAACACAAAGUUUUAUGAGACAGCACCCAAGUCUAAGCCUGCGACAGUUGAAGAAAUGUUGGGAGGUACAGAAGAGGUAAUAAGAGGAUCUCCGAUCAAGGUCCGGUGUCCUUAUUAUUUUGAUAUAACGGCACAGUCAAUUCAACCAAUGGAUUCUGCGCCGAAACCAUUGUAUCUAUCGCACGACUUUAAGGAUCCGAUGGAUCCCAGGUACAGUGCGGGGUCAUUGAUACGAGAUGCACAACGAAGAAGGCAAUGGCUAGCCAAGUAUCCAUAUGCAUCAUGACUUGGAUGGUAUUUGUAUAGUGCCUGUUGGGUGUUCCUAAAGGGUAUCGAUGACAAGUUAGAUGCAUCAAUGCUAUUCUAAACUGCUUGUCUGGCAUGUCCAUUUUUUUUCUUUGAUAAGAGUCGUCGUGAUAAACAAAGCAUGUCUAGUAUAAUAUAUAUCAUCAUGUAUACUCGCGAUUUAAUAUUUCUAACCAAAUGUAUAUGAAUAUAAAAUAAAAGUUCAGUCAGG